AGGCGCAGGCCCAGCCCAGCCGGCCGCGGAGCGGGUGCGGGUGAGGGCGCGGGCACAGCGGCCGUCGACCGCGCGGCCGCGCAGCGGACACCGGGCGCCCAGGCCUGAGGCGACUCGCGCGACUGGGGGAGACCACAGAACCUGAGGCCAUGUCCCAUGAAAAGAGUUUCUUGGUGUCCGGGGACAACUAUCCUCCCCCCAACCCUGGAUACCCUGGGGGGCCCCAGCCCUCCUUGCCUCCCUACCCAGGGGCCCCUUACCCACAGCCCCCGUUCCAGCCUUCCCCCUAUGGCCAGCCAGGGUAUCCCCAGGGCCCCAGCUCCUACCCCCAGGGGGGCUACCCUCAGGGUCCCUACCCCCCAGGAGGCUACCCCCAGGGCCCCUAUCCCCCAGGAGGCUACCCUCAGGGCCCCUACCCCCAAGGGGGCUACCCUCAGGGGCCGUAUCCACAGAGCCCCUUUCCCCCCAACCCCUAUGGACAACCACAGGCCUUCCCGGCACAGGAUUCUGGCUCACCUCAGCAUGGGAACUAUCACGAGGAGGGUCCCCCAUCUUACUAUGACAACCAGGACUUCCCUGCCACCAACUGGGAUGACAAGAGCAUCCGGCAGGCCUUCAUCCGGAAGGUGUUCCUGGUGCUGACCCUGCAGCUGUCCGUGACUCUGUCCACCGUGGCCGUGUUCACCUUCGUCGGGGAGGUGAAGGGCUUUGUCCGGGAGAACGUCUGGACCUACUACGUCUCCUACGCCGUCUUCUUCAUCUCCCUCAUUGUCCUCAGCUGCUGUGGGGACUUCCGGCGAAAGCACCCCUGGAACCUCGUUGCACUGUCGAUCCUGACCGUCAGCCUGUCCUACAUGGUGGGCAUGAUCGCCAGCUUCUACAAUACUGAGGCGGUCAUCAUGGCCGUAGGCAUCACCACGACCGUCUGCUUCACGGUGGUCAUCUUCUCCAUGCAGACCCGCUACGACUUCACCUCGUGCAUGGGCGUGCUCCUGGUGAGCAUGGUGGUGCUCGUCGUCUUCGCCAUCCUCUGCAUCUUUGUCCGGAACCGCAUCCUGGAGAUCGUGUACGCCUCGCUCGGCGCUCUGCUCUUCACCUGCUUCCUGGCAGUGGACACCCAGCUGCUGCUGGGGAACAAGCAGCUGUCCCUGAGCCCGGAGGAGUACGUGUUUGCCGCGCUGAACCUGUACACGGACAUCAUCAACAUCUUCCUGUACAUCCUGACCCUCAUCGGCCGUGCCAAGGAGUAGCCCGAGCGCCUGGCACAUGCGGGGCCCCACUCAGGUGGCAUGGCUGGCCUGGACCCUGCCCCCAGCGUGGCAGUUCCCCUGUACCUCCCCUCUCUCAUCCCUGUGCGCAGCCUGGGACAGAGGGAGCUCCUCUCCAACCCUCCUGUGUGUGUAC
This is a messenger RNA of Eubalaena glacialis (North Atlantic right whale), 1404 nucleotides long. RefSeq names its product glutamate ionotropic receptor NMDA type subunit associated protein 1 (gene GRINA). Gene Ontology annotation, biological process: negative regulation of apoptotic signaling pathway. The transcript has 7 exons. The coding region runs from base 150 to 1250 and encodes 366 amino acids. Lineage: Eukaryota; Metazoa; Chordata; Mammalia; Artiodactyla; Balaenidae. The record is from RefSeq and is a predicted model, not a curated record. Gene Ontology annotation, cellular component: Golgi apparatus; membrane; endoplasmic reticulum.